Molecule: messenger RNA, 1956 nt
Organism: Scheffersomyces amazonensis
Lineage: Eukaryota; Fungi; Ascomycota; Pichiomycetes; Serinales; Debaryomycetaceae
Exons: 1
Coding region: 1-1956 (651 amino acids)
Source: RefSeq, a predicted model, not a curated record
AUGGCUGCCAAAAGGAGUACCUACAACAAAUUCUUAAAACUAUACUUUCUCAAACUUAGUCCAGAUAUAAUCUACGAAACUAUUAAAGAUUUACCUGAUACAUAUAUUUGGACAUUUCUUCGUUUACCACCUUGUAGUUUAAAAGAUGUUUGUAUUGAUAAAUUAUCUCAAACUGAUUUAACUAUUAGUUUACCAAAAGAUCAUGGUCCUAUAAAUUUUGAUUAUAAUUAUGAUUAUGAUGAUUUUGAUUAUGAUUCAGAUUCUGAACCUAAAGAACCAAAGGGUGAAAAUUUUCUUAGUCAUCCAUAUUUAUCAACUGAAGCUCAAGUUAAAGAAUUCUUUAAUAUUGUACCAGAAAUUAAUCCUAGAAUUGUCCUGUUUCAAGCGUUUGGAAAGUUUCAUUUAAUGUUUUUAUUAGAAUUUUUAGAAAAAUUUAAGGAAAGAAUUUCAGAAAGAAUUGGAUUCCUUGAACUUAGUUGUUCUUCGGAAAGUCCUCUUGGAAUGGCUUUACAAACAAAAAUAGUCUUAUUAGCAAGAACUAUACCAAAUAUUACAAAUAUUCAAUACGGUUUCCGUUCUCAAGAAGUUUUUAAUUUAGAUAAAGUCCUUAAUCAAAGUUAUAAUUAUGAAACUACUCUUAUGCAUCACAGGAAAGGUGAAAAUAAUAAAGUGAUUAUUUUCCCAGAAGAAGCUGGAUGUUUAAUUAUUGAAGAUUUAACAGUUCCAAAUAUUCAUAUUGGUUUUAAACAAGUUAACAUGUUAAAUUUUGUAAAUUGUACAGAUAUUACUACAACAUUUUUAACUAGUAAUUUUCCAGAAAUUUUAGGAAUUUCUAGAGGUGAUCCAAAACUUCCACCUUUAGUAUUAUCUGAAGGAAAUUUAUUAGUUCCCAACUGUGUAAAAAUACUUUAUCUUCGUAAUACAAAACUUCAAUUAGUUGAAGGAUAUAAAUGGCCAUCUAGAUUGGAAACAUUAACUAUUCAUAAUUGUCAAAUAUCUUGGGCAAAAUUUAUGAAAAUUGAAUUACCAGGUACAUUAAAAGAGUUGGAAUUUUUAGAAAAUACUAUUGAUAGUGAAGUUCAACUUUUUAAAAUACCAAGUGCAGUUAAAAAACUCCAAUUAUCUAAUGAAUCUACUGAUAUUUCAAAUCCUAUAUUAUUUAAAACAUAUUUAGGUAAUGUAGAUACUAAAGAUACUUUGGAUUCUAUUUUGGAAUUACAAUUGAGUCACUUUAAAUUGGAUUUACAAAAUAGUUUUUUUAAUUUUCCAAUUAUUUUAGAAAAAGUUGGUUUAACUUACUGUAAUAUUACUUCAUUAAGUGAAAUUGUACCAUUCUUACCUGAAACUAUACAAGAAUUGGAUUUAUCACAUAAUGAAAUUUCUUUAAUUGAUGAUUCAUGGAAAAAAUUUUUAAAAAUUAAAGUUGCAAAAUUUAAUUAUAAUCAAUUAACAUGUGUUAGGGAUUGCUAUAUUCCACUGAGUUUGGAAACAUUUUCAGCUUCAAACAACAAAAUAAAGAAAAUUGGUAUUAAUGGUAAAGGGGGUCUCUUCAGUAAAAAUUCAAAAAAAUUGAACGAAAUUGACUUAACCAAUAAUCCUAUUGAAAUAAUUAGUUCUCAUAUUGAAUUUCCAACUAAUCUCAAAACGUUGAAAUUAUCACAUAUACUGACUAAAACUAUAAAUCUCUCGCAAUUUGCUUCUCAUGAUAAAUUCAAGCAUUUAGAGAUUACUGAUUCGAAAUUGAAAAGUAUAAAUUUUGCAAUCCAUCCUGUUACUCGUAAAUCAGUAAUUGAAGAUCUUGAUUUUUCUGGUAAUUCAAUUGAAACUAUUGGUAAGCAUACCAGUAAAAAAGAAAUGCAAAAGAUGUUGGAAGAUGCUUUUCAAAGAAUAAUUGUAAAUGCUGAUAAUAAUGAAGAAUUCCCUAAUUCUAUUAUACGCUUUAAAGCUUUAAUUUGA